CAUUGAGCGGCCGUCGCGCAGGCGCAGGAGUGCCGAGGGGCCUACUCUCCUUCCCGACCGCUACUGCCACCGCCUUGGCAACCGCCGUCACCGCGCAGGCGCGGGCGGGCGCGCGCACUUCCUCCCCCCCCUGUCCGCCUUCCCUCAGAUUGCUGCCGGGCGGGCCGGGUCGUGCCGCGGCCACGAAGAGGCAGGGCGCUGAUGCCGUCCCGUGAUUCCCCCGGCAUGGGGCGCCGUCGGCGCCGAGGCUGCCGACUCCCGCUGCACCGCCCCGGCCUGCGCCCGCGCCCACGGAGCCAGUAGCCGGAGCGGCCGGGGGAGGCGGCCUGAGGCCUCCGUCGGGCCCCGCCACCGCCGCGCCCCGCCGUCCCGCCGGGCAUGAGCCGGAGCAGGGCAGGCGGCCUUCCUCCUCCUCGCUGAGCGCCGUCCUCGCCAUGGCCCAGGCCGAGAAGAUGGAGCUGGACCUGGAGCUGCCCCAGGCCGGGAGCGGCGACGGCGGCGGCCUGAGGCGCUCCAACAGCGCGCCGCUCAUCCACGGCCUCAGUGAUAAUUCGCAGGUUUUUCAGCCUUAUGUCUUACGAACACGCAGGAACAGCACAACAGUUAUGAACCGACACAGCAUGCUGAUAUCAUCAUCUCCAAUCCGUAUCCCUAGUAGUCGACUCCAUCAAAUCAGAAGGGAGGAAGGAGUGGACCUGAUGAACAGAGAAGCAGCCCAUGAAAGGGAAGUGCAAACAGCAAUGCAGAUAAGCCAGUCAUGGGAAGAAAGCUUGAGCCUGAGCGACAACGACUUGGACAAAUCUGAAAAAUCUUCCUCUCCAAAGAGAAUAGACUUCAUUCCUGUUUCUCCAGCCCCUUCACCCACCAGAGGUAUAGGAAAGCAAUGCUUCUCACCCUCUCUGCAAAUGUUUGUGAGCAGCAAUGGAUUGCCUCCGAGCCCUAUUCCUAGUCCCACGAGGAGAUUUUCAAAGAGGAGUCAGAGUCCAAUCAACUGUAUCAGGCCCAGUGUUCUUGGUCCUGUUAAAAGGAAAGGUGAAAUGGAAACCGAAAGCCAGCCAAAGAGACUUUUCCAAGGAACCACAAACAUGCUUUCUCCUGAUGUCACCCACCUGACUGAUCUCAGCUCAUGUUUGUCUUCGGAGAUCCUGGAUGGGAGCACGAGCAGCGUCAGCUCUUCCUCUGAUUCCUUGGCCAAAGGCGGCAGCACCACUACGGAAUCGCCCCUCGCAUGCUCCAACUCCUGCUCUUCCUUCCUCUUGAUGGACGACCUUUCGCCCAAGUGACUUUUCCUAGGGGUCAAUGGCUGCCCGCUCUGUCCUCUCGCUCUGCAUACAUGCUGAGAAAAUCCACAGGAAAUAAAUCCUCCAGGACCUGAGGAUUUAAGUACUGAGUGGAAAUAUUAAUGCGACUUUAAUUCUUGGCAACUUCUUCAAGUGGUUUUGAUGAUCUUUCUCUUUAAACCGACACGUCAGGCCCUUGGGAUAGAUCUUUUGGCUGUCUGGUUUUGCAGCUUUUUUUUUUUUUUUAAACCCAACCCAUUAUUUUUACCUGUAUCUGUUGAGAUCAUUGCUAUCUUUGCUUUCAAAGAAACUGCAACGCUUUUUAGAAUUUUUCAGACAAGCACCUAAUUUAUAUUAGUGUGAAAAUGGUAGGCGGGAAAACCUUUUGCUGUUGCUAUCAUGGUCGUGUGUUCUGGCGGUAAAGGAUGGUAGUGAGAGAAUUGUUAGAAAACUGUCCUUGUUCAACGUGCUUUUUUAAAGGAAUAACCUAGAUUGCUCUAGAAAUUCAUUUAAGGAAAAAAAAUGAACUGCUUCUGCUGAACAGUGGCACAUUCUGGGCCUCUUCCCCUCUCCCCUCCAUUCACAAUGCUCCUAAAUAAUUUUCUUAUGGUAGGAACUUCUUUAUAUCUCAGUUCAUCUUCUACUUUUUCAUUUCCAGAGAAGAGGAAGAGGUUGCAAACGGCCCUUUGUGGUUCAAACAGUGGCUGCCAUCACCUCGGGAGCCAGAACGCUUUGCGUUGCAGCUGAAUAUCCGUCACAGACGGAGGAGGUUUAACUCACCUGCUGUUUCUGGGGUUGCAUAGAGAUGGCUUCCAAGGCUGCAGGGAUGACCAGUUGCAAAACUAUUUUGAGGGGAAAGGGGCAAUUGUUUUGGCUAUCACGUAGAGUAUGUCAAAUAGUCGGUGUCUCCCGUGGCACUGAGCAACGUUUGUGCCUUAGGAGACCUAGUAGAAGAAUGUAAGCGGAGGACCUGGGUGGAGGGGGGAGACUGUUCUUUAAGGAGGGCUUGUGCCAGGUGCUGCUGUCCCGCUGCUCUUUGCUGGCUGCUGAGGGGCUCGAGAGGGAGAAGGUCCUCCCGGCUCUUUGGGGAUUGCCCCGCGCUGCGUGGGGCUUGCCUGGAAGACAGCAGCCACAAGACGGGCUUGAUUGCCAGACAGGCUCCCUGCUUGUUGGGCUGGAAGCUCCGUUGGUCCGUAAGGAGCUUCCCUUUAAAUCAGGAGGGAUAACGUGUAAUACCUUAAGCUCCGUUUGGGCCACAGCAAAUGAUUUAUUUACUUCUUGAGAUCUAACCAGGCUUAACCAACAGAAAAGAGAUCCACUUGUAAUCUACUGUGUUAUGCUAUUUAUUAUUUAUAACUGUAAAAAAAAAAAGUCUGGUGUUGAAUUAUAGUAUUUUUUUAUGAUUGAAACUCUUUUUUAUGUUUCAUGAGUGCUGGCUAGUAUUGAAUCGGCAACCUUGUCUGCCAAAAAAAAAAGGUAUGUUUCCCCUUUUAAAUAUUUGUGAAUAUCCACAUGCUCUUUUUUUGUCAAAAUCCAAGUUUGGGGGGGUUCCUCCCCCCUUUGGGUAAGAUAAUAGCACUGAAUUUGACAUCGGAUUGUGCUGACCUGCAAAGCACAGGAACCUCUGCCAUUGUUUGUCUCUCUGGGGAGGGGAAAGAGGGGAAGGAAGACCUGUAGGGAAGACUUCAUUCUAAAAGGGGACGUUUCCUUUUCCGUACUUGGAGCAUUUUGGUUUUGGAAGUGUUUGUUUGGAAUUGUAACAAGUGCUACAUUUUGGGCCAGUUGUGCCUCCGUUCUUGUAAUCUCACUGGAGAGUUAGUUUCCCCACUUCCAAUAAAUAUUAUAAAAUAUUCA
This is a messenger RNA of Crotalus tigris (Tiger rattlesnake), 3134 nucleotides long. RefSeq names its product PABIR family member 2 (gene PABIR2). The transcript has 10 exons. The coding region runs from base 435 to 1283 and encodes 282 amino acids. NCBI's taxonomy places the organism in Eukaryota, Metazoa, Chordata, Lepidosauria, Squamata, Viperidae. Gene Ontology annotation, molecular function: protein serine/threonine phosphatase inhibitor activity. The record is from RefSeq and is a predicted model, not a curated record.